Molecule: messenger RNA, 1701 nt
Organism: Chanos chanos (milkfish)
Lineage: Eukaryota; Metazoa; Chordata; Actinopteri; Gonorynchiformes; Chanidae
Gene: fam124a
Product: family with sequence similarity 124 member A
Exons: 4
Coding region: 1-1701 (566 amino acids)
Source: RefSeq, a predicted model, not a curated record
AUGGAGAAGAACUCGACAGAGGAUGAGUUCGCCGACUCGGGAGCAGAGACAGGCGGGUCUCUCACGGAUUACAGUCCCAUGUCGUCAGCAAGCAGUGAUCUCUCCAUGGGGGACCAGCAGGACCCAUUUUUAGUGAGUGUCCACAUCAUCACAGACCCAGGACAGGCAAAAUCACUUCAGCGUGCUGCAGACCAGGUCCUGUCCUGGGUCCACCCAGACUUGCCCCUUUUCCGUGUCUCGGAACGUGCCCCCAGCAGCCACCAAAGACACCGACCAAAACACCAUGUCCAUCCCUCCGCCACCACCCAGCCCUCUCUGGCUGUCAUCCUCUUCAUCCAAGAGGAGAACGAGAGCAUCGAGAGCAUCAAACAACUUCACGGCACCCUCCAGAAGCCACCAUGGAAGUACCAUCACACGGAGCGGGUGAAUGGGCGUGGGUUGAUGCCCCUUUCACCCACUAGCCAAGACUUUUUCACCCUGGCUCCAGGCACGCCGCUUUGGGCGCUCCGGCAGGUGCAUUAUGGGAAAGAGAUUGUGCGUUUUACCGUCUACUGCCGCUAUGAGAGCUAUGCCGACAUGGUGCGUUUCUACCGGCUGUUGUUAAGAAGACGGCUGGCCCAAAAGAAGGAGGAUUUCUGCUUUUGUGUGGUAUACUCGAACCCCGAUACAGAGAUUCAGUUGUCGUUCAAGCGGUUGCCAUGGGGCCAGAGCCCCACCCCCAUGGACUGUGCAGUGAUGGAGAUUCGGGUAUGGGAUGUGGGUGGGCUUGUACCCUUGCUGCCACACCCUUGUACACCUAUCAGUGAUGUUCGCUGGCAAACAGAGGAUUAUGAUGGGAACAAGAUACUACUGCAGGUGCAGAAUUCACGACACCGUCGGAGACACACUGUUGCUCAGUUCACACACCUCCCUCCAGAUUCUACACCUAUUGUAUCUCCAGAUCCUGCUGCUGCCCUGCCCCCCUUUGGCAGAGGUCCCGCUUCCUAUCGAAACCGCCGCUAUCACCGAAACUCUUCUCGCUCCUCACGAGCACAAACUCUCCCCACACCGCACUCACAUGGGUCCCAGAAUUCCCUGCCACUGCUGUGUGAGAAAGAGGAAAGUCAUCCCAGUUCUCUCCCACGUGAUCCAGAAGCUUUCCGUGCUGGAUGGACAGGUCACCGUACACGUUCGCUGUUUUCCUUGCCCCUAGCAGGCGGACCCCACUCCACAUGCCCCUCCCCCUCAGCAACACUUCGCCCACGUAGUUCCUCCUCGUUGGCCAGUCUGGUGUACCGUGUGAACGUGGAUACACUGGUGGGAGCUGAGGAAACUGAUGUGGACACAGGACAGAAGCUGACUGGCAGCUCUCUGGACCUAUCGGUGACUUCCGCUUACUCCCGCCCACAGCUGCGGACCAAUCAACAAACACCACGCCCACCAAGACCUCUCUCUGCCCCUCUUCAGGACAUAAAUCCCUCCCUUUCAGAGCCAUCCCACAACCACAUCCCCACAUCAGUAAGACAGCCCCCUGUGCCACUCAGAACCAGCAGCAUGUCAAUUAAGAUCACACCCACAGAUAAGCCACACCCCCCAAGUGUGUGUCUGUCACAGCAAGGCACCACCCAUUCAGGUUGGGAGCAAUGUGGUAAUGGCCCAACAACUCAUGACAACUGCAAACAGGAACAGAUCGAGGAAGAUGAACAAGAGUUUUAUAUCUGA